This is a messenger RNA of Cryphonectria parasitica EP155, 1635 nucleotides long. RefSeq lists its product as uncharacterized. Gene Ontology annotation, molecular function: hydrolase activity, acting on carbon-nitrogen (but not peptide) bonds. The record is from RefSeq and is a predicted model, not a curated record. NCBI's taxonomy places the organism in Eukaryota, Fungi, Ascomycota, Sordariomycetes, Diaporthales, Cryphonectriaceae. The transcript is spliced from 3 exons. Gene Ontology annotation, cellular component: cytoplasm. Bases 1 to 1635 code for a protein of 544 amino acids.
AUGUUUGACACGAUUAUAAAGAAUGGCCGCAUUGUCACAGCAACCGAAGUGCUACCACUGGGCCUCGAAAUAGGUAUCAAAGACGGCACGAUAGAUUGCAUUGGUCGGACGCUACAAGCAGGUCAAAACACUCAGAUCGUCGAUGCUGAAGGCGCCUACAUUACUCCAGGCGGCGUCGACUCUCAUGUCCAUAUAGAACAAGACAACUCUCCCACAGGCGACACAUGGGAGACAGGCUCUCGCAGCGCCCUUGCAGGAGGCAACACCACCAUCAUUGCCUUUGCCAGCCAGAAGCGCCACGAGGACUCCCUCUACCCUGCCCUCGAAGCCUACCACAGGAAAGCUACGGGAAAUGCCUACUGUGACUAUGGCUUCCACGUCAUCCUCACCAACCCGACGCGGACCGUGCUCGAGGAGGAGCUGCCCUUGCUCGUCGGCCGCGAGGGCAUCACCUCGGUCAAGCUGUACAUGACCUACGAGCCCAUGAGGCUAGGCGACGCCGACCUGUUCAACGUCAUGAUGUGCGCGCGGUCCCUGGGCAUCACGACCAUGAUCCACGCCGAGAACAGCGACAUGAUCGCCGCCAUCACCGAGAGACUCGCCGCAGCGGGCAACACAGGCACCUUCUUCCACGCCGUCGCCCGCCCGCAGAUUGCCGAGACGGAGGCGACCUACCGCGCCAUCUCCCUGGCCGAGGUGACGGACGCACCCGUCCUGCUCGUGCACAUGUCGGCCCCGAGGGCGGUCCAGCACGUCGCCGACGCCCAGGCCCGCCUGCUGCCCAUCCACGCCGAGACGUGCCCGCACUACCUGUACCUCGUCAGCGAGAGCCUCCGCUCGGGCGAGAGGGACGUCGAGGGGUCCAAGAACAUCUGUGCGCCGCCCCUGCGGCACGACGAGAAGGACCUCGAGGAGAUCUGGCGGGGCGUGGCCAACGGGACCUUCACGGUGAUCAGUUCCGACCACGCGCCGGCCACGUUUGACCACGAGUGCGGCAAGAAAGGGCGGGCGAUGGAGACGGCGACGGUGGAUGCGCAUGGAGUGAUUCAUGCUGACUUUAGAAAGGUUCCCAACGGCCUGCCUGGGAUCGAGACGAGGCUGCCGCUGCUGUUUGAUAGGACCUUUGAUCCCUCUGCGUCUGCUCAUGGGCAGGGCUUUUUCGACGACAAGAUCCGCAUCUCCCUGCCGCGGUUUGUCGAGCUGACAGCAACGAAUCCUGCCAAGCUGUAUGGGCUUGGUGAUCGCAAGGGCAGCUUGAUGCCUGGGUUUGACGCCGACUUGGUCAUCUGGUACCCUGAGGAGACAAACACCUCGGUUGGCUCAUCGACGGAAUUAUCAUUCCCACACGUCGUCCUGCAGGAUGGCGAGAAGAGGGAGGCGGUGAGGUUUCGGAUCACGAACGAGGUUCUUCACCACAGGAUUGACUAUACGCCGUUCGAAGGCAUCGAGGUCCGCAACUGGCCUCGCCUGGUCUUUCUCAGGGGCAAACUUGUCUGGGAUAGAGAUGGUGCCGGACUCGUUGGUUCCAAGUCGGAGGGACAAUUUUUGAAGAGGGCUAAAUCCAGCAUCUUGACGGGACAGAUGGGAAGACGAGCUACUGGUAUGAUGGACGGCGAGUGGAAGUAUUGGAUAUAA